Molecule: messenger RNA, 2108 nt
Organism: Melanotaenia boesemani (Boeseman's rainbowfish)
Lineage: Eukaryota; Metazoa; Chordata; Actinopteri; Atheriniformes; Melanotaeniidae
Product: CCN family member 1-like
Exons: 6
Coding region: 133-1290 (385 amino acids)
Biological process (GO): signal transduction
Cellular component (GO): extracellular region
Molecular function (GO): protein binding
Source: RefSeq, a predicted model, not a curated record
ACGAAGGUCCGAAGCAAUGAGAGGCAGAAACUUACCAUGCAACUACUCAAGACGAAGAACCAUUCAGCUUGUUGUUGCUUAAAAGUUUUAUUUUAACUUUAUUUGUAUUUUAAGAAACUUUUAUAACUAAUCAUGGCAUUUUUAAUAUACCUGACUAUGCUGACAACAGCUGCGAUCACACAGGUGGCUGCCAGCUGCCCAGCAGUGUGUGAAUGCCCUGCACAGCCCCCGGUGUGCCCUCUGGGUGUUAGCAUCGUGCCAGACAGGUGUGGCUGCUGCAAGGACUGUGCUGCACAGCUCAACCAAGACUGCAGCUUCAUGAGACCUUGUGACCACCACAAAGGGCUCGAGUGUAACUAUGGCAAUGACGUGACAAUGGCCUGGGGCAUCUGUCGAGCUAAAUCAGAAGGACGCACAUGCGAGUACAACAGCAGGAUCUACCAGAAUGGCGAGAGCUUCCAUGUCGGCUGUAAACACCACUGCACCUGCAUCGAUGGAGCCGUUGGCUGCACUCCUCUUUGUAGCAACAAGUUGCCACCAGCGUCACCAUCCUGUCCCUCUCCACGGCUGGUCAAGAUACCGGGACAGUGCUGCUUCAGUGUUGACUGCCAUAAGGGCACCUGGCCUCUUCCGUUCAAGUAUCAGAUACCUUCACUAAAAACUAAAGUGAAAGUGAAACAACCCAGAGUUUGGCACCAUCCUGCCCUGCAUCGCCCUGAAAAUGAGCCGAUUCUGGCCAACCAGCUGACAGAGGUCAACCCGAGCAGCUGGGCGAGCGAACAGGGCUACAAACACCUGCCUGACUGGAACACUCUGAAGGAGAAGAAAUGUCCUGUCCAGAUUACUAACUGGUCCCAGUGCUCCCGCAGCUGUGGGAUGGGUGUUUCUUCCCGCAUCACUAACAAGAACCCUCAGUGCAGGCUGGGGAAAGUGAUGAGAAUCUGCACUAUACGGCCGUGCCACGGCCUGACCGUCUCUGCCAAGAGAGAUAAGAGCUGCUACCCGACUCAGAAAGCCCCAGAGCCCAUUAACCUGACCUACGGGGAGUGUAGGAGCGCCCGUCUCUACCGGCCCAACUACUGCGGCGUGUGCACGGAUGGACGAUGCUGCUCGCCACGCCGCACACGCACUGUGCCCGUCACGUUCGUGUGCCCGGAUGGAGAUCGCUUCCAGAGGUUGGUCAUGUUCAUCCAGUCGUGCAAAUGCAGCAACGACUGCGACCACCUCAACGAGGUCGCCCUUCCUCCGCAGCACUGGAUGUAUGGAGACACUCACAAAUUCAUUGACUAGGGCUGCAAGUUUCUGUUGUUUUAUAACGUAUGAAUGUAAUAAGGACACUUAAAUGACAAGGAGCCAUAUUUCUCAUUUGGUUUCAAGAGCAUGAAGGCCCCCCAGCGAGGAAAGCCUUGGUAAUAGUCAUAAAGACAACCCAUAUUUUAACGUGUGACCAGAGUGGGUUGUGAACUCGCCUGCUCCUGUUUAAUCUGACGUGGGACCCAAAUUAGAGCCCUGAAAAGCCCUGGACUUCCUGCUGAUUGCUAGUUCAGGUGUGGAGGAUUUGAGACACUCUGAUCAGCCCGGGAGAAGAAACACUACAAAAGCAACAAAGCACUUUACUUGGCACUGAAAUCUGGAGCUGUAAUAACACGAUCGCCUUAUAUUGGUGAUUAUCUCGUGUCCCGUAGUGCAGAGACUACUCAGACGACUGUUUUCUGUUGAAAUCUACAAAUAUAUAAAAACAGUAUGUGGUUAAGACUUUAUUAUUAAAUAUUCAAAAUCAGCACACAAGUUCUGAAUAUAAACACAGGCACCAGGAUGCCUUUAAAUUGUAUGCUGCCAUGCAGAAUUAACAAUGACAUGGUUUCCCUGUAACGCAGACCAUUAGAUGAACAGCACUACCUUGACCUGAUUUCUCUUUGCAUUAGAAUGACACACCUGUUUGUGCCGAAUAUUUAUGCUGGAUCAUAUUAUUCUGUCAAAACAUGUCUUUUGGACCGAAGCUGUACAAUUGUCACAUUUAUAUAGUUUUAUGAAUCAAGAUGCUGCAGAGAAACCUUCAGAAGUUUUGUUGGUCCAUCCAUGUGAUAAAACUGGCUUCUAUGCUCAUA